This is a messenger RNA of Aphanomyces invadans, 1385 nucleotides long. RefSeq lists its product as hypothetical. Gene Ontology annotation, cellular component: cytosol; nucleus. Gene Ontology annotation, biological process: protein deubiquitination. Gene Ontology annotation, molecular function: cysteine-type endopeptidase activity; cysteine-type deubiquitinase activity. The record is from RefSeq and is a predicted model, not a curated record. Bases 166 to 1356 code for a protein of 396 amino acids. NCBI's taxonomy places the organism in Eukaryota, Oomycota, Saprolegniomycetes, Saprolegniales, Verrucalvaceae. The transcript is spliced from 7 exons.
GUGAUCCACCCUUGAAAGAAGGGCACCAUCGCGUCGAGAUGACCGAUGUGUCGGUGCCAGGACUGCGGAACCUAGGCAAUUCAUGCUACUUCAACGCGGUCCUGCAAGCACUAGCUGCGUCUGGGUGCUUUCAGGAGUAUUUGACUGGGCUCGUCGAAGCCGGUGAUGUCGCGUCCGAACAAAGGCCAUUCACGUCCGUCCUGCAACAAUGCCUCGCAGAUCUGUCGCCCCAACGCCGCGCGUACAUUUCGUCGGUGGUACCGCGAGACCUCAACUCCAUGUUGUCCGAGGACACGUCCAUGUUCCGCGGCAUGCAUCAACAGGAUGCCGAGGAAGGGUUUCAAUUCAUCAUGGAGAAACUCGAGAAAGAGGUCAAUAGGUCCAAACCUGACGCUUUCUCGCUGUCGACGCUACUACCCACCCGCGCUCCCAACUCCGCCGACACAGACACGUCGUCGAUCCAUCCGUUCCAUGGCCUCACGGGCAACGUGCUGCAAGUGCCACAUGCAGAAACCGAUAUCGACCGAUUACUUUCUCGACUUGAAGCUGUCGCUUUGUCCGUCUAUGGACAGCCAGCGGCCAUUCCGCACCCUCCGCGAGUCGCUGCGGCACUACACGAGGAAAGAGCAGAUCGACGAGGUUGAAUGUACGCAUUGCACAUUCCUUCAACUCCUUCUCGCCGUCGACAACGCCCUCCACGCGCUGGCCGCGGCGCCCUACGCCGACUCACGAUCGUUCCCCACCACAACCCGUUCCAGUGAAGACCCCAGCGACGACGACGAUCGAGAUGCCCGCCUCUUUAACUUCCGUCGGCUUCGUGAUAUGCUGUCGCACCGCGUCGAGACAAACAGCGGCAAUCCCGUGUGUGAUGUCGACUUGGACGAUCCGCAUUGCUGGACCCCCGAUCAGCUCAGCAUUUGGAACGCCAACACAACGUUUUUCCAACAGCUCGGCAUUUGGGACACCGACAAGCGUAUCCCCGAUCUACCACGGGCGCACGCGACGUUCUUCCGGCACGUCAUUUUGGCGCGGCCGCCGAAAGUCCUUACCUUCCACAUCAACCGCAACGUGUACGUCCAUGACACCAUCGUCAAGCUGGACGUGCAUCUGGCGUUUGACGAGUCGCUGCGGCUCGCCCAUCCGUUCGUGCGCCACUGUGAAGCGAUCUCGUACGCGCUGGUUGCUGUCGUCGUGCACCACGGCAACGAGCGCGGCGGCCACUACACGUGCUAUCGCCGUGUGACGUCAGCGCGGCACUGGGUGCACAUCUCAGACGAGCAUGUUGUCGAUGUCGCCUUUGCCGACGUGUUGCGGGCAAAGGCGUACAUGCUCUUCUACGAAAUAACGUCCCCAUAAAGCAGGGCACGUGCCCUCCGUCCAACGUC